Molecule: messenger RNA, 399 nt
Organism: Plectropomus leopardus (leopard coralgrouper)
Lineage: Eukaryota; Metazoa; Chordata; Actinopteri; Perciformes; Serranidae
Source: RefSeq, a predicted model, not a curated record
GUGACAGAACGCUGCUCUGUCCUGUCGUCCUCUCAGAUGACGUGUCUCACCCCUUCAGUGUCCCCAGAUGUCAAAGUGAAGGGCGUCUGGUUUCAGCUGGACAACGUCAGAGUCCACUACGAGACAAUCAAGGGUAAGAGCUUCACAUAUUAUCCGAACCCGGAGUUCUUCCCUCUGAACAGAGACGCGCCAGACGCUCCGUAUCGCUUCAAACCAGGAGGAGUCAUUGCUGUCGAGGGUCAGGACCUGACGCGUGCCAUGUCCAGACAGGAAGUGAGAGCUCGUCUCGGGGACCAGGAAUGUGAGGUGAAGACGCUAGACAACACUCACCUUUACUGUGAGCCUCCAGAGACACAACCACAGAGCAUGGACAGCGGGGACAGCCUACCCAGCCUCAGG